AAAAAUGAGAGGUACGUUCUCAAUACUGUAGGUUGUCCUUGUUUGGUGAACUACUUAAAAUUUCUUUGGCGCCUGUACUGUUACUGACUUCGUUCUCCGUUCAUGGCAAAGGAGAAAUUACCCAAGCCGGCUUCAAGAUCAAAACAUCUCAAGUCUUCUAUAGGCGCGCCUUCUCAAAGAUCCCAACCUAGCCGUAAAGGAAAGCGAGCAUGGAGAAAAAAUGUUGACUUAGAUGAUUUGGAGGAAGGCUUGGAGGAAACACGGUCAGAAGAGAGGGUUCAUGGGACUGCAUUGCACAAACUAGCCGAUAACGAGCUCUUUCAUAUAGACACCGAAGGCGACGACAAGAUCCGACUUUCCCUACCAAAAUUUGCCACCUCGCAGUUAACAUCUGCGAAAAUCCUCGCACAACGAUCAGCAGUACCGGCAGUUUACUCUCGUUCCAAUUCUACCAAUUCAGGUUCGAAAAGAAAGGCCGUCACCCAUGCAGAAAAAGAACGAUUGCUUCGACAAGCUAAAAAACCACGAAAGGGUCCCUUUAACGUAAUUGUCGAUGAAAAGAGCGAUAAAUGGGGUGGUGCAACCGCAGCUGGUCUGAGCGAAGCAGUCAAGAACAGUGGUAACCACGAUCCCUGGGAUGCGGGUGAAACUCCAGAUAAUACCAACGAAGACGACUUUGGCACAGAGGGGAUUAAAAGUCUACAUAAACCGCCUCCAAAACCACCGAAACACACUUUAUCUUCCUCCCAAUCAGAUCCACGGACACAUAUACAAUUAUCCGCUGUACCCGCCCCACAUGCUGGUAUGUCAUAUAACCCACCGGCGUCGGCACAUCAAGAACUUCUUCUGCAAGCACAUAACGCAGAGCAGAAGGAGGAGGAGAAGGCGGAGAAGACUAGGGAAGUGAAGGAGAGGAUGGAGAAGGCAAGGGCGUUGGAGGGGAUCGGAGAGCCGGAAGCCAGGCCUGGUAUGACAGUCGAUCAACCGAAAGAUGAAGAUGGAGAAACGCCAUCUGGAGAGGUUAUUACCAAAAAGAUGCCCGAAAGAAAAACCAAAUCCCAGCGGCGGAAAGAAGCACGAAGGUUGGAAGAGAAACGAAUUCUGGCAGAACGAGCCGCCAAGAAAAGGAUGUUGUCAGCCCUGAAUAGCAUCAGCGCGAGAAAUCUUCGUAAAUCCACGACGCCGAAUAGUGAGGAGAUAGCCGCAAGACGGAGGGAAUUAUUGGCGGUCAAAUUGAAGAAUGGACUGGCGGGACGUCGCAUGGGCAAGUAUAAGGUUCCGGAGGGACACAUUGACGUUCAACUCGGGGAGGAGUUGAGUGAAAGUCUGAGAGGGUUAAAGGUCGAAGGAAAUCUUUUCCGAGAUCGAUUCCUCAAUUUACAACAAAGAGCACUCAUUGAGCCGCGGUUACCUGUCUUGCCGAAAAAGCGACGAAAUAAGGUUGUGGAGUACGAGAAACACGCUUGGAAAAGGUUUGACAAGAUCCAAGAAAAGUUCUGAUAUAGAUUCGUUAUAUGUACAUGUACAUGUCCUCGUUUCCUUUUUGUGAGCAGACUCUUGCUCGCUAUACAAAAUCACUUGGGCGAUUGGUACUCUUUGGCCCAGGAAACCAAAUCCCUGUUUACCAUCUCAACACUCAACCCACAACGGGCAAAGUGUCUCGCCACCUCUUCAACCGUUAUUUUCACAGGCC
This is a messenger RNA of Marasmius oreades (fairy-ring Marasmius), 1693 nucleotides long. RefSeq lists its product as uncharacterized. Lineage: Eukaryota; Fungi; Basidiomycota; Agaricomycetes; Agaricales; Marasmiaceae. The transcript is spliced from 7 exons. Gene Ontology annotation, cellular component: nucleolus. The record is from RefSeq and is a predicted model, not a curated record. Bases 103 to 1500 code for a protein of 465 amino acids. Gene Ontology annotation, biological process: ribosomal large subunit assembly; rRNA processing. Gene Ontology annotation, molecular function: 5S rRNA binding.